GUUUCAAGUACAAAAAGUCUUAAAGGAUUGUGAUUGUGAUUGCUCAAUGACAGAGGCAAAAUUGACAAAAUUAGUCAUAGUAUGAUAAAAGGAGGCUCAACCAAUGAUAGCUGCCCUCUUGGUCCCAAACUUAGAGAGAAAAAAAAGCACCAAAUGACGUAUGUCCUUCAUCAACUUUACCCCACUGUUUACUCAAACCCACAUUACUCACUCUGCUAGGCUGAAGAGGAGGUCACAUUUUGUCCCAGAGUUAAAGCAGAGCAGGUAGACGCACAGGAAGAGACGAGAGGAAACAUGGUUUUUAUGACUCUACUCUGUCUACUCUUACUGCGGCCUGGAUCUGCCGCUCUAAUGACUUCUCCAUUGGACGAGCCUUUUCAUCACUCCCCCAGUCAAAGAGAAAUAGUUUCCUCUUCUGGUUUUGAUGCCUCAGAGUUGGUGCGUUUGCCUCGAUCGGCUGCAGUGCCUGAUGUCACACAUCUUGAACUCCUGGUGGUGGUCGGACCUGACGUCCAGCUGGUCCACAAGCAGGACACAGAGCGAUACAUCCUCACCAACCUCAACAUUGCCUCAGAGCUGCUGAGAGACAUGACCCUGGGUGCCAACAUGAGGGUGCACCUGGUCCGCAUGAUCAUCCUUACAGAGCCUGAGCCAGAGAUCCAGAUGUCCACCAACAUCACCUCGUGUCUGAGAAGUGUGUGUGACUGGGGCAGGAGGAUAAACCCCUCUAAUGACACAGACCCUCUACAUGCUGAUCUUCUCGUGUACAUUACAAGGUAUGACCUGGAGCUGCCUGAUGGGAACAAGCAGGUCAGAGGUGUCGCUCAGCUGGGCGGAGCUUGUUCCACUGACUGGAGCUGUGUGAUCACAGAGGACACCGGCUUUGACCUCGGGAUCACUAUCGCUCAUGAAAUUGGCCACAGCUUUGGGAUCAACCACGACGGGGUGGGAAACACCUGCGGCAGGAGCGGCUUCAUGAUGGCCUCUGACGGCGGCUACAACAGUGUGGAUCUGACCUGGUCCUCCUGCAGCAGACAGCAGCUGUUCACAUUCUUCAGUGAAGGUAAAGCUGAGUGUGUUAAGGACCUGCCAGCUCUGGGAGGCUCCCUGCAGGACUGGAAACCUGGACUAUAUUAUGGAGUUGAUGAUCAGUGCCGAAUAGCUUUCGGAAGCUCUGCCAGAGCCUGCUCCUUCACCAACCCUGACCUGCCAGCUUGCCGUGCCCUGUCUUGUCACAUUAACCCUGAUGAUGACAGCUCUUGCAAACGUCUCCUUGUCCCUCUGCUGGAUGGGACUGAGUGUGCUCCUAAUCAGUGGUGUCUGAGGGGGCGUUGUGUGUCCUUAGAUGAGCUCAGCUUGUCUGUGGUGGUGCAUGGCUCCUGGUCCAGCUGGUCGGAGUUCACCCCAUGCUCACGGUCAUGUGGCGGGGGAGUCACUCAUCGCACACGAAAGUGCAAUAACCCAAGACCUGCUUUUGGAGGGAAUGAAUGUGAGGGCCCGGAUAUUGAAGCUGAACUUUGUCACCAGCAGCCAUGCAAGAGCACCCAGCUGGAUUUCAUGGCAGAGCAGUGUUCCCAAACAGACCUCCAACCUCUCUACCUGCAACCAAACACUGCCUCCUUCUACACCUGGGCCCCUGCUGUAGGCUUUGCAAAAGGGGAUGAGCAGUGCAGACUGAUGUGCCAGUCCGAAGGAGAAGACUUCAUUGUGAGCCGAGGAUCUCAGUUUGUGGACGGUACUCGCUGUGAGUCUGAUGACCCGCCUCCGUUUGGCUCCACAGCUGCCUGUCUGAGAGGGAGAUGUCAGCUGUUUGGCUGUGAUGGUGUGCUGCUCUCAGGGAAAGUGAGGGAUGUGUGUGGAGUGUGUGGAGGAGAUGGAUCAACCUGCAGUUUGACCUCGGCCUCCUACACUGGCGGACAAGCUAAAGAGUACACCACCUUCCUCUCUCUGCCAGUGAACGCCACUCAGGUUCAUAUUGUCAACAUGGCACCCCUCUUCACACACAUGGCUGUAAAGGUUGGGGAUCAGUACAUUGUGUCUGGUAUGGGCAGCAUGGCACUGAAUAUGACCCAUCCCUCCCCACUGGAUGAUAACCGCCUGGAGUAUCACCUCCACCUCACCCCUGAUCUUUUGCCUGAGAUGGAGGAGCUGCUUCUGUCUGGGCCACUGCAGGAAGAGAUACACGUACAGGUUUACCGCAAGUACGGUAAAGAAUAUGGAGAGAAAACAAAUCCAAAUAUAAGCUAUCAGUUCUACUCACCAGCCAGAAUCAGUGACAGCAAACCUAAGGGCAAAUGGGCUGUCAUCACAACACCCUGCUCUGUUUCCUGUGGCUCAGGUGUGCAGAAGCAUUUACAUGUCUGUGUAGAUGAACAGACAAACAAUCAUUUGGAGGAACAGAGUUGUGAAUCCCCCCCUCCAUCCUCUCUACCACCCACACCCUGUGAGCUCUCGCCCUGUCCCCCCAGGUGGGAAACAGGGAUGUUUGGGCCCUGCAGCGCCUCCUGUGGUGGAGGAGAGCGAGUGCGUCCUGUGGGGUGCGUUCAGGAACGAGGAGGUGAAGUGGUGAUGGUUCCGGACUCUGAAUGUACGACUGAUGCUGCUCCAGAUACUAUUGAAAAAUGUAACCUGCAACACUGUCCUGCCAGAUGGCGUGUGUCAGAGCCCGGUGAAUGCUCAGCAGUGUGUGGGCCAGGAGAAGCCAAGCGUGCCGUGUCUUGUGUGCGUCCAGAAGAUGGUCAGGAUGUUGAAGUGGAUCAGAGCUUUUGUUCAAAGCUCAUGAAACCAUCUGAGUCUGUGCCCUGUGUGGUGGAUGUUUGCCCAAUAGGGUGGGAAUCUAAGGGAGAGGAUCGGCCCAUGCUGAAGUCUGGUUUGAUUCCACACUCCAGUCAGCCUCCUGUUUACGUUUGGAGCCCUGUGAUCAGCCAGUGCUCAAAGACCUGUGGCAACGGAACCCUGCAGGUGUGGUUUUCCUGUGUGGAGCAUCAGACCAGACUGGGUGUGCCUGACUUCCACUGUGAUGCUUCAUCAAAACCUCUACCUCAUUCUGAGCCCUGCAGCACAUCUCCCUGCCCUCCAGUGUGGCGCUCUAAGCAAGGAGUCUGCAGUGUAACAUGUGGAGGAGGGGUGGCCAACAGGGUGCUGUACUGUGCUAAAGAAACAGAGGAGGAGGAGGAGGUGGUGGAGGAUUCAGAGUGCAGUGACUCUGUCAAACCUGCAGCAGUGGUUUCAUGUAACUUACACAGCUGUCCAGCAAGGUGGAAAGUAUUCAGGACGUCACCCUGCUCUGUGUCCUGUGAUCUGGGUGUCGCUCAGAGGACUGUGUCAUGUGUCCAGUUCCUCCAUGGCAGAGAGAGCGUGGUACCUGAGGAGAACUGCCAUGCAGCAGUCAAACCAGCCACCACAGUACCCUGCCUGGUGCAGGUCUGCACCUUUAGGUGGGAGGUGAAACCCUGGAGCCAGUGUUCGGUACCUUGUGGGUAUGGCAUCCAGUCCAGAGCGGUAUCCUGCAUGGGCCCCUCAAACCCAGAGCCAAUCAGCCCUCUAUUCUGCAUGCACAUGCCCAAGCCCAUCACCAUCCAGGGCUGCUACAUGGACACCUGUGGAGAUGUGCGACCAACCCCAGAUGUCACAACUGAAGGGCAAACUAAAGCAAAGGUUGAUGUUUCAGAGGAAGUACAACUCUCUACUCCAAGUCCAACAGAGAACAUCACACGAACCCUGACAACUGCCCCAACACCUAAACAGAGUUCAUGUGGACAGCUGCUCCUGGAAGAAUCAGGAACUGUGGAUUUAAGGAAUGUUAGCCUCCGCUGUAUCGUGUCCAUAGGUCGGCCCCUGGAUGAGGUCAUUCAUAUUAGAGUGGAGUCUGGCUCCUUGAAUUGCAGGAGAAAGGAGCAUGUUGCAUUUUUCGACCGACUGGCAUUCGUGAAAAAGUGCGAGCAGGUAGCAGGAAGUGAACUGACCACCAGAACCAACGUACUGCUGGUGCGUCAAAUUUCGCUCACCCCUGGGAGCGGAGUCAUGUUCACUUACACCUCACGGAAAAACACAAAAAAGAGCCAUCAGGACUGUGACAUUCAGCUGUUUUCCUGGAGCGGCUCCUUUGAGAACCCAACAACGUCCGGCACCAACCACACCUGUCGAGUCCUGAUCAACGCCCCUCCUGCAGUGAAGAUCAGAAUCCAAGCCCUGCACAUAGGAUUAGUAUUCAACUCCACCAACUCCCAGUCUACAUAUAUAAUGAUUCGAGACAUGGACGUGUUAAAGACGAUUGUUUUUAAAGGCCAGCAGCUGUUUCAGUGGAAGUCGUCUGGAAAUAUGGCAGAGAUUGAAUUUCAUGGAGACUAUCUUCAUAACAAAGGGAGUUUUCGAGCUGAGUAUUCUUUUAUAAGUCAUUGAUACUUCAUAUUAAAUAUUUGAAGGAGGUUUGAGGUAUAUAAUUCACCUUUCCUUAGUGUAACAG
Messenger RNA from Cheilinus undulatus (humphead wrasse), 4465 nucleotides. It is a transcript of the gene adamts13, whose product is annotated as ADAM metallopeptidase with thrombospondin type 1 motif, 13. NCBI's taxonomy places the organism in Eukaryota, Metazoa, Chordata, Actinopteri, Labriformes, Labridae. Gene Ontology annotation, biological process: proteolysis; extracellular matrix organization. The record is from RefSeq and is a predicted model, not a curated record. The coding region runs from base 295 to 4401 and encodes 1368 amino acids. Gene Ontology annotation, molecular function: metalloendopeptidase activity. Gene Ontology annotation, cellular component: extracellular matrix. The transcript has 29 exons.